CCUGUAGCUACUCAGCUGAAACAAAGAUCUGCAGCUCACAUGAACCUCCACUUUCUCACUGCAGGAUUAUUACUGCUGUUUAAUGACACUUCCAACCAGACGAGUUAAUCUAGUGAGUAGAUCAGGCAGCGACUGCUGUUUAAACAAUGGAAGGGUAUUUGUUGACGUAACCUACGAAGGCAUACGGCUCUGGUUUCAGUCACAGGUCAGAGAUCUCUCUACCUCCUGCCUUCACCAGCAACAACAACAACAACAGAUCCUCUUUUAAUCUUCAGAGACUUCACACUUGAGCAGAAGGACCCAAAACCACAAGGGCCUGGGCCCUUUCUGUGGACAACAUGGAGUUUCAACGAUUGCGAUUGGAGGAGGAUGAUGACGAAGACGAUGCAGCCAUUCAGUACAUGAUUGAACAGAGUCUGCUGGAGAGCAACAAGCAGAAGGAAACUCACAGAGACGCCACAACACGAGGCGGCAGGAGCUCUGAGCUCGACUGCACAGACAGCAGCCUGAUCUUCACUGCUAUAAGACAAGGGAAUGAGAAGCUCUUGAAGGAUCUGUGUGUCAAACACAAAGAUAAGUUUCUGCAGACAGACAGCAGAGGUUGGAUUCCUCUCCAUGAAGCAGCAGCUCAGAGCAACCACGCCGUCCUGGAGCUCACAUUCACAGCUUCAGGCCCGGACUCUGUGGAGUGUCAGACCCUCCGUGGGCAGACUCCUCUCUUCCUGGCAGUAGAACACGGUCUGAUAGAAAACGCCUCCUUCCUCCUCAAACAUGGAUCCCAGCCGGACAGUCAGGACCACGACCAGGACUCACCACUGCUUGUAGCGAUCCGCUCAGACCGUGCUGACCUGGCGGAGCUGCUGCUCCUGCAGGGCUCCAUGGUGAACCAGGAGGUCUGCCACGGACGCUGUCCCCUCCACGAGGCCUCGCGUCUGGGCAACGCGUCACUGGUGAACCUGCUGCUGAAGGCCGGAGCCCGGACCGACCCGCGCAGCCACUACGGCCUCACGCCUCUGGCCCUGGCAGCUCAGAGUGGACACCUGGAGGUGGUGCAGACUCUGCUGGAGAGAGGUGCAGACGUCCUGUCCGAGGCGCAGGAUGAGGCGUCCAUCCUGUACGAGGCGUCUGCAUCCGGGGAUCCGGGUGUCAUCAGUCUGCUGCUGGAGUACGGCGCCGACGCCAACAUCGCCAAGCGCUCAGGACACAUGCCGAUCCACCGCGUCGCACACAGAGGACACCUGCAAGCUUUAAACCUGCUGAUUCCAGUAACUUCAAUAAGAGAUGUAAACGACACUGGGAUGAGUCCUCUACACUCUGCUGCUGCAGGAGGACACACACACUGCAUCAAGGCCUUGCUGAAUGCUGGUUAUGACCCCAACUAUAUGCUCCACCCCUGGGUUCGGCGUAGCUAUGACGACGAGAGGAAGUCGGCUCUCUUCUUUGCUGUCUCCAAUAACGACGUGCCGUCAGCCACGCUGCUGCUGGAGGCUGGAGCCAUGGCCAACCAAGACCCAGUCAAAUGUCUGCAGGUCGCACUGCGUCUGGGCAACUAUGAGUUGAUCGACCUGCUGCUGAGGUUUGGAGCCAACGUCAACUAUUACUGCAGAGUGAACACAACACACUUCCCCUCAGCGCUGCAGUACGCUCUCAAAGACGAGCUGGUUCUAAGGAUGCUGUGUAACUAUGGUUACGACGUGGCGCGCUGCUUCGACUGUCCCUACGGCAACAACUCCCAUGUCCCUGGAGACUACGAGGGAUGGACGAACAGUGUCAUCAAAGACACUAUGUUCUGUGAGGUGAUCACCGUGUCCUGGCUGAAGCACCUCUCCGGUCACGUGGUUCGCGUCCUGCUGGACUACGUGGAUCAUGUGACCCUCUGCUCUAAGCUGAAGGCGGCCGUGAUGGAGCAGCGACAGUGGCCCGACAUCUGUAGGCUGCAAGAAAACACUCGCUGUCUGCAGCAUCUCUGCCGGCUGAGGAUCCGUCGCUGUCUCGGUCGCCUUCGUAUCCGUUCGCCCACCUUCAUGAGCUUCCUGCCGUUGCCGGGGCGACUGAAGGACUACAUCCUGUACCGGGAGUACGACCUGUACGGGCGGCAGAGCAGCACGCCCGGCUGACGCAGGGGAGAGGAGACGAAACUCACAGAAAGUAGUUCCGAUUGAACACUUAGAAAUAUCUGCAAAUACUCCACAACCACACUCUGAAGUCACUGUUUCACUUUCUGAACUCAUUUUCCACAUCAUACACCUAUUUAACAGUAAGAGCCAAAAAAAAGGGUUUUUAUUUUAUUUUAUUUUUAUUGGUUUUUUUUCUAUCUUUCCCUCUCUGAAGAACAGUGUAUUCUUAUUAUUCUUAUUUUGUAUGGUUUUCUAUAUUUUGAUGAAGCAUAAAACAAACAGUGUCUGAAAGUAAAAUACAGAUCAGAAGAUAAAACCAACUGUGAAUCAAACACUUAGUCUAUUUUAAUACAAGGUUAGAAAAACAAAAAGUAAAAAUAAAAUAAUUCCAACAACAUAUAAUCGUCUCAAAUCUGUUUCA
Seriola aureovittata is the source of this 2538-nucleotide messenger RNA. RefSeq names its product dynein axonemal heavy chain 12-like. Lineage: Eukaryota; Metazoa; Chordata; Actinopteri; Carangiformes; Carangidae. Gene Ontology annotation, molecular function: protein binding. The coding region runs from base 339 to 2117 and encodes 592 amino acids. Gene Ontology annotation, biological process: intracellular signal transduction. The transcript has 13 exons. The record is from RefSeq and is a predicted model, not a curated record.